CGCACAACCAUCCAUCGCGAGAGAAAGGGCAUGUCUUUGGGUAUAAAAACGAGGAGACAUGGCCUUCUCCUCGUCCAGCAGUGCCGCAGUCUUACAACAUGUCUUCCUCCGCUUCCUCCACUUCUUACCACUCCGUGCUCGAUCCCCCCAUCCCCGAAGAUGAUCUUCAUGAGUUCUCUUGGCUCGUACAAGACCACAAGGGCUAUGAUUUCACGUUUGAAUAUGAAGAGAAGGAGGCCCCGAAGACUAUCGAGCCCUUUCGGCUUACCAUGCCAUACGACGACUCCCCCCCUUCGUCCCUCUCCACUAUGAACGAGGACGGUGGCAAUUCCGACAUCGAGUACUCGGAAAGCGACAGCGACGCGGAAGAGGAUCCCUUCUGGUACACGCACGAAGAACUGUACCGUGUGGUGGGUGGCCAUGCCUAUCCAAUCUCCGUGCUCGAGGAUGCCCCUCGAUCGGGAAUGAAUUUGUCCCAGCUACCGACAGAAGAACCCGAUACCACCUCCUUAAUAUUCUCUGGCCAGACCAGCUCCUCACGUUCGGCCCGCAAGAAGUCUCGCCUCCCCCCCAAGCUCGACGUCCCCUCUGACGACGAGGACGAAAGCAAGGGUAGUUCCUCGGACGAAGAGUACAUCCCCUCCCCCCGUCUCAACUCGCGCAAGCGCAUCGUCGGCCGGUCCACGGUCUCGCGUUCCUCCUCUUCCUCUCCAGACUCCUCCUCCAAACGCCCACGCUCGGCUCCCCUUCCCCGCGAUCCGCGGGUCUCGCGUCGCGAGGCCCGCCCGCGGAAUGCCCAAGUCGACCCGUCGACUCCCAUCUUCCCGGACGCGUCCAAACGUUCGUCGUUCAAGUGCCCUCAUUGCAGCUGGGUACAAUCGAACGGGCGCAUGCCCGACCUGAAGCGUCACAUUCUGACGCACAAGGGGGGGCAGUGGGUCUGCCGUGGUGUGCCCAUGGAGCAUGCGGACGACUAUGGAGUCUCGUCGGAGUGCACUCCGAUUGCUUAUGGAGAGGCGGAGAGACUGUUCGUCGGCGGGUGCAGCAAAAGGUUCAGCCGGCGCGACGCGCUCAAGCGCCAUCUGGACAACGCGAAUAUCACUUGCAAAGGUGAUAUUCACGCGAUGUUGGACUGGGACUGCUGAUGGGGCUGUGCCCCUUGAGCCUCCUUUCUCGUACACAACUUGCAUAGAUCGUUUAGUCUCUCGCUCCACAGGUUAUUUCUGCUUCUGUUCUCUUUUCAAGCCUUCCCCCGUCUUCGCAUUGCUCUAUUAGCUUGUACCGAUACCUCAGGUACUGACCCCGUCUCGUGUAUUCCCGACUAUAACGGCUUUCGCUAUAUUUUUUCUGUCCUACGAUUUGCUCUCCCCAUCCAACGCACCUACCCACACGUCUAUCUCUGUAAUACCUCGGAUCUGUAUCGCUAUCAAACUGUUCGUUGUCUCUGAUCACCGCCUUGUUCCGAGGCAUGUUCUAGUGG
Heterobasidion irregulare TC 32-1 is the source of this 1480-nucleotide messenger RNA. RefSeq lists its product as uncharacterized. The transcript is spliced from 2 exons. The record is from RefSeq and is a predicted model, not a curated record. Lineage: Eukaryota; Fungi; Basidiomycota; Agaricomycetes; Russulales; Bondarzewiaceae. The coding region runs from base 99 to 1145 and encodes 348 amino acids.